Panicum virgatum (switchgrass) is the source of this 1063-nucleotide messenger RNA. RefSeq lists its product as uncharacterized. The coding region runs from base 128 to 664 and encodes 178 amino acids. The record is from RefSeq and is a predicted model, not a curated record. NCBI's taxonomy places the organism in Eukaryota, Viridiplantae, Streptophyta, Magnoliopsida, Poales, Poaceae. The transcript has a single exon.
UCUCUACUAAGCCGCCAACAAAUACUGCACGCUCGCACAGGCCAAAAGCGCACAGUUCAGUCGUGCACAAGAACAGAGCUGGUGUGUGUGCGUGGCUUCGUGCUCGCUGCUCGGCCGGCCGGGCGACAUGGCGAGGACUCUGCUCCAGCCCAAGGCCGAUGGCGCAGCCGCGUUCGUCCGCGCCGGAGCGCCGGCGGCCUCCGUCGUCCUCCUCGUCGCCGUCGUCGUUGCCGCGGCGGCCGCGGUCGUCGUGUCCCUCUGCACGAGCGGCAGGAACGCCAGGCCGCGGAAGCAGCGGCGGUCGUCCCUGGCGCCGGCCCCGCAGGAGCAGCAGGACAGCGGCGCCGGCGCCGGCGCCGGCGCCGGCAGGAGGAGCAAGCCGCAGCUGCUCACCAGCCUCAGCGGCAUCGGCGUCAAGGCGGCCGCGGUGGCCAAGAUGGUCUCGUGGAACCGGCGCUCGCCGCCGGCGUCGGCAGGGUGGAGCAGCGACGACGACGACGAGGUGGCCGCGGAGGAGGAAGAUGCCCUGUGGAAGAAGACCAUCAUCAUGGGCGGCAAGUGCCGCCCGCUCGAGUCCUCCGGCCACAUCGCCUACGACUCCGACGGCAACCCGCUGCAGCCGCCACCACCGGCGCCGGUCAAGGACGCUGCCGACGAGGCUUAGCUUAACAACGACGCGUGCGUACGUAUGUGCGCGCGCAGUUGGGACUUGGGAGUUUGAUUCGCCAGGUGUCUUGAGGUGUUGCCACGUCAACUCGUCCGUGGCUGUAGCCGUGCGUGCCAGCUAGCUUGAGUGCUUGCCCUGUGUCUCCACGGAUUUCUGAUAACCUCGUCGAGUCGAAGUGGCCACCCGUAGGGCCGUAUCGAUCUGAUGAAGCGUCUCUCUCUUUUUCUUGAAGCAGAAUCAAAUUGAUUGCGUCUCGUGAUCAUAUUUCUUUUGAAAUAGCAUACUGAAUCAGACUGAAGUAUUUACGCACACCCUAUGAAUGUUAGAGAUUUAAGCACUUUUGGAUAAACUUCAGAGAUUCAAGCACUUUUGCAUACACUAAAGUUAAAUGCUAAA